AUGCAGACUGCUUCUACAAACAUUUGUGAAAGAAUGAUUCGCUCUCAGGAGCUCAGUGAAUUCAAGCGUGGUACCGUGAUAGGUUGUCACCUGUGCAAUAAGUCCAUCCGUGACAUUUCCUGGCUACUAAAUAUUCCAAGGUCAGCUGUUCGUGGUAUUAUAACAAAGUGGAAGCAACUGGGAACAACAGCAACUCAGCCACGAAGUGGUAGGCCACGUAAAAUGACAGAGCAGAGUCAGCGCAUGCUGAAGCGCACAGUGCACAGACGUCGCCAACUGUCUGCAGAUGUCAAUAGCUAAAGACCUUAAAACUUCAUGUGACCUUCAGAUUAACACAACAACAGUGCAUAGAGAGCUUCAUGGAAUGGGUUUCCAUGGUCGAGCAGCUGCAUCUAAGCCU
Molecule: messenger RNA, 400 nt
Organism: Staurois parvus
Lineage: Eukaryota; Metazoa; Chordata; Amphibia; Anura; Ranidae
Source: the annotation of a GenBank genome assembly